Molecule: messenger RNA, 1587 nt
Organism: Pyricularia pennisetigena
Lineage: Eukaryota; Fungi; Ascomycota; Sordariomycetes; Magnaporthales; Pyriculariaceae
Exons: 6
Coding region: 55-1587 (510 amino acids)
Biological process (GO): transmembrane transport
Cellular component (GO): membrane
Molecular function (GO): transmembrane transporter activity
Source: RefSeq, a predicted model, not a curated record
CCUGACCCUGUCUGUGCCUUAUUCCUUGUGGGUGCACCAGUCAACCCGUUCAACAUGUCGCACGCAAACCCCGAUUCCAAGACGGAGGCAGAGGUCUCCAGGGCACAGACGGCCGACGACUACGAUGCUGGAAACUUGAAAGAGGAUGCCGGUCAGAAGCGGGAUUACAGCGGUGCCGUGACCAGCACCGACCCAGCCGAAAAGGCGCUUGUUCGGAAGUUGGACUGGCGCAUCAUGCCCACGCUCUGCGUCAUGUACUUUCUCAACUAUGUCGACCGCAACGCCAUCGCGCAGGCGCGUCUCAACGACCUCGAAAAGGAUCUGGGCAUGAGCGGUUUCGACUUUAACGUCGCCGUCUCGAUCCUCUUUGUCGGCUAUGUGCUGUUCCAGAUUCCCAGCAACAUGUUGAUCACGAGGAUACGACCUAGUAUCUACAUGAGCUCAUGGAUGAUCGUCUGGGCCAUCGUUUCUGCCUGCACUGCGCUGGUCCACAACAGGGGUGGGCUGAUUGCUUCUCGUUUCUUUUUGGGUAUCACCGAGGCUCCGUUCUACCCCGGUGCGACCUACAUGCUGUCCAUCUUUUAUCCCCGCAGAGAGGUCGCAACCCGCAUCGCCCUUUUGUACUGCGCGCAGAUUCUCGCAACUGGCUUCUCCGGUCUCAUCGCCGCCGGGGUUUUUGCAGGCCUGGACGACGUCCGAGGGAUUAGCGGUUGGCGAUGGUGGGUAACUCCCUUUCUCAACCAAACCACGUGGGUCCAAUUUCUGACGCAAAAGACCGGCAUCAGGCUCUUCAUCAUCGAGGGCGCAGCCACCGCUCUCGUCGGCCUUCUCGGCUUCUGGGUGCUUCCCGACACGCCGCUGACGACGCGCUGGCUCAACGAGGACGAGCGCAAGAUUGCGCAUGAGCGCAUGGAGCGCGACCGCGUCGACGACCAGGGCGAGUCGUCGGUCAUGGUCGGACUCAAGCAGGCCGUCAAGGACCCCAAGGCGUGGGCGUUUUGUCUCAUGCAGAACUUGCACCUGUCGGCGUGUUCCUUUAACUCGUUCUUCCCGACUGUCGUCAAAACCCUCAAGUUCAACACCACGCAAACCCUCCUCAUGACCUGCCCGCCCUUCAUCGUAGCGGGCAUGUUCGGCAUCGGCUUCGGCUGGUCUUCGGGCCGGCUGCACGAGCGCACCUGGCACAUCACGGUGGGCCUCGCCCUGGCCGUGGUGGGCUUCGUGCUCGCGGCCGCCGAGAUGAGCGUGGCGGGCCGAUACACGGCGUGCUUCAUCUUCGCGGCCGGGGCCUACUCGGUCAACUCGGUCAUCAUCGGCUGGGCGUCCAGCACCUGCUCGCAGACAAAGGAGAAGAAGGCCGUCGUGCUGGCCAUGACCAACGUCGCCGGCCAGAUCGGUUACAUCUACGGCGCCUACAUCUGGCCCAGCACCGACGAGCCGAGGUACACGAUCGGCUUCAGCGCCAGCGCGGCGUUUGCGCUGGGGAGCAUCGCGUGUGCCUGGUGGAUCCGCCUCAUGCUCAUCAGGGAGAACAAGAGGAUCGUCGAGGCGGCGGCGGGCGCGCCGGUCAACCUGUAUGGAUACUGA